Messenger RNA from Musca domestica (house fly), 2947 nucleotides. RefSeq lists its product as uncharacterized. Gene Ontology annotation, molecular function: RNA binding. The record is from RefSeq and is a predicted model, not a curated record. Bases 286 to 2208 code for a protein of 640 amino acids. Lineage: Eukaryota; Metazoa; Arthropoda; Insecta; Diptera; Muscidae. Gene Ontology annotation, cellular component: cytoplasm. The transcript is spliced from 5 exons.
AAAAAAAAAAAAAAAUAUUUCAAAUUCCACAAAGCAAUCUCCCAGCAUGUCCCCAGUGCAUUAAGGCCUUUGAAGUAUUCAAUUCCUCAGAAAAGAAAAAAAAAAUAAAAUUAAAUCUCUGGGAAAAAUAGAAAAUCUUGGGAAAAAAAGUGAAAAGAAAAUUUGUGAAAAAAUCCGAAAAGAAAAAAACGUUUUUAUUUUCCAUCAGAGCAUCCACCAUUGCUAAAGUGAUUUUCCUGCUAUCGAGCCUAUUCGACCGUUAACGUUUCCACAAUUUUCACAAAUAUGCUAUUCGAAAAUCCCGCUGUAGCUGCCAAGCUACCGUUCCCGUACAAUGUGCCACCGCCGCUGCAGGCCGCAGCCGCUGCAGCAGCUGUUCCGAAUUUAAGGUUUCAGACACCAAUAAAAGCCUUCGCCUGCCUAACAACACCAAGCAAUCCCAUUGAUAAUGCUGCCGCAGCAGCUGCUGCCGGUCUGGGCCUAAUAGAUCCACAUCACAAUCGUGAAUUGCACAAUGCAUUGGUGGCUUCGAUAAAUGGUAAUGUGGCUGCGGCCGUCAAUGGUUCUCUGACAACAUCGGCUGUUUUAAAAAGUGCCUCGGUUGCUGCCGCCCAACAACAACAGCAGCAGCAGCAAGCUAACAGCAAUGCCGUAACACAGCAACAACAACAGCAGCAGCAACAACAACAAAACCAACAGAAUUCAAAUACCAACUCCAAUAACAACAAUUGCCCACAACAGCAGCAGCAACAACAACAGGGCGCCCAGACCCCACAGCAACAACAACAGCAGGCUGCCAACAAUCAAUCCGGCAAUAUGGUCAUCAACGGUGGCGGUGCUUCCAACGACAUGUCUGUUGUUAAAUACUCAUCAUCGGGUCGCUCCACCCCCAGUAAUAGCAUCAAUGGUUCAGCCGGUACAGAUCCUGCCCCUGGCAAACUGUUUGUCGGUGGCCUUAGCUGGCAGACAUCGGCUGAAAAGCUCAAGGAAUACUUUAAUAUGUUUGGCACUGUCACCGAUGUUCUCAUCAUGAAGGAUCCUGUCACCCAGCGUAGUCGUGGUUUUGGCUUCAUAACAUUCCAAGAACCCUGCAGUGUUGACAAGGUUCUCAAGGUACCCAUACACACAUUGGAUGGCAAGAAAAUCGAUCCGAAACAUGCCACACCCAAAAAUCGCCCUCGGCAAUCGAAUAAAACCAAAAAGAUAUUUGUCGGCGGUGUUUCACAGGACACAUCCGCCGAUGAGGUUAAGGCCUAUUUCAAUCAAUUUGGGACCGUUGAAGAGACCGUUAUGCUAAUGGAUCAACAGACCAAACGUCAUCGUGGUUUCGGUUUUGUCACAUUCGAAAAUGAAGAUGUCGUCGAUCGGGUGUGUGAAAUACAUUUCCAUACCAUCAAAAACAAGAAGGUGGAAUGUAAAAAAGCCCAACCCAAAGAAGCCGUAACACCAGCCGCUCAACUUUUACAGAAACGUAUUAUGUUGGGCACCUUGGGUGUACCCAUACCCACCGGGCCGGGUCAAUUGUUGAGUGCCCGCACAGCAGCCGGAGUACAGGCCAUGAAUCAAUUUGCCAUCUUACCCUCACCGGCCCAGUUACAAUUGCAUGCCGCCUCGGGUGCAGCGGCAUCGGCAGCAGCUGCCCAACAGGCUGCUCUCAUUUCACAAAAUCCUUUCCAAGUACAAAAUGCCGCCGCCGCAGCUGUGGCCGCGAAUCAGAGUAGUUUUGGCAAAUUGUUAUCGACAUAUCCUCAAGCAGCAUUACACAGUGUGCGUUAUUCACCCUAUCCCAUACCCGCCACAGCAGCCGCCGCUACUGCCCUGGCCCAGGCUCAACAACAACAUCAUCAACAGCAACAGGCCGUGGCCGUUCAUCAGCAUCAACAACAACAAAAUGCAGCCGCUGCUGCUGCCCAACAACACACGGCCGCCAGCAAUUCAGCUGCUGUGGCAGCAGCCACUCAGGCCCACAAUGCGGCAUUGCAUGCCGCCGCUGCUGGAACACAACCUGCCAGUGCUGGUCAUGGUACUACAGCCGUAACAAAUCCCUUGGCCGCUGCAGCGGCUCAACAAGCCGCCUUGGUAGCCUCGACAAAUCCCUUGAAUGCCGCCACCAAUCCAUAUCAAAGUUAUGCCUUAACAAAUGUUGACAUGUCAAGUUUUCAGGGUGUGGACUGGAGUUCAGUGUAUGGCAUGGGCAUGUAUGUUUAAGUCUCGGCUGGCAAAAGAAACCCAACAGCAGCAGUAUCAAUAACACAACACAUCCCCUCCCCCUGAUCUUCAUAUAUACCUAUUCUUCCUGCAAAUACUCUUUGAAAGCCUUUUUAAGACUCUUCAAAAUGGAGGGGGCUUUUGUAAGAAACUUGUUAUAUGUGUUUAAUUCUUCCUCUCUACUUUUUUUUCUUUAAUUUAUAAACAAAAUACACAAAAUCAAAGAAACAACAACAACAAAAAAGAAGAAAAUAAUUUGUAAAUUAUCAACGCCCGUUUCAGAUUUCUUUUAGAUUUAGUUUGUUUAGUUUUUAAGGUAAUGCCUAAGCAUUUUAGUUAUUAAAAAACAAAACCCCUACAACAAAAAUCUAAUAUGAAAAGCAAACACUACUAUUAGCUACAUACAUAAAAAACGAAAACAACAACAACAACAAAUGAAAAAAGGCAAAACAGAAAAACAACUCGAAUUGUUUUAUGUAUUAUAUAAAAAAUAAAUAAAAAAAAAUUGAAUUGAAACAUUGAACUAUGAAAAAAGCAAAACAAACGAAAAAAGACAAUGAUUAUUAAAUUAAAAUAUAAUUUAGUUGUAACUCAAAAAAAAUAUAUAUAUGAAAAGAAAAGCAAAAAGAGAGCAUGUUAAAUGGGGGAAAACAAUGGAAACAAAAUUCCCCCAAAUUUGAAAACUUGCUAAUGAAAAACUCCCAUUUUUUAAUAUUUAAGUAAACGCCCCACACCCCCA